UCUUGUAAAUCUUGUCCGAAGAUCUAUGGUUGUGUGUUCAGUGUUGACCUUCAUUCAUUUUCUUUGCAAGUACGUAAUGGCUAACACGAAGGAACGCACCUUCAUCAUGAUUAAACCCGAUGGAGUCCAACGUGGACUCGUCGGGAAAAUCAUUCAACGUUUCGAGGAAAAGGGCUAUAAACUCGUAGCCCUUAAGAUGGUUUGGCCUACCGAAGAACUUUUAAAGAAUCAUUAUUCGGAUCUAUCCAGCAAACCUUUCUUUCCUGGUCUUGUAAAAUAUAUGAGUUCUGGACCAGUUGUACCUAUGGUAUGGGAAGGCUUAAACGCUGUAAAAACUGGACGAACAAUGCUUGGAGAGACAGAUCCAAAGAAUUCUGCUCCAGGUACGAUUCGUGGUGACUUUUGUCUUCAGGUCGGUCGCAAUAUAAUUCAUGGUUCUGAUUCGGUCGAAUCCGCGGACAAAGAAAUAAAGUUAUGGUUUGGAAACAAAGAAAAGGAUAAUGUAGUAGAUUGGGCAUCGUGGGCUGAAAAAUGGAUCUACGAAUAAACAGCCAAAAGGUAACAUUUUAUUACACACUGCCGUUGUUGAAACUAUAUCCUGCAAUUCUAUAAAAAAGUUUCUAACCUGAAACAAAGUGGAAUAUAUGUCUUGUAUAAUAUACAAGUACUUCUGAUUACUCAGAAGCCUUAUAAGCAAUAAUUAUUUGAUGUCUAUAAAUCAUUUAUCAAUCCAUAUUAAUUAUUAUUAACAAAGAAGAUAAGAAAACAAUUAGAUAUAAUUGUGGUAAAUAACAGUAAAUAUAGACAAUAGAAACUCAUAUUUUAAAAAAUGAAUUUGAUUACAAAAAAUACUUUUCUGUAUUGACAAUACUCUUAUAUGUUUAUAUGUGUAUGUAUUUACCAUACCGAAAUAAUAAAGAAAAUAUACAAGAAA
Molecule: messenger RNA, 934 nt
Organism: Vespula vulgaris
Lineage: Eukaryota; Metazoa; Arthropoda; Insecta; Hymenoptera; Vespidae
Gene: awd
Product: nucleoside diphosphate kinase
Exons: 4
Coding region: 26-547 (173 amino acids)
Biological process (GO): UTP biosynthetic process; CTP biosynthetic process; GTP biosynthetic process
Molecular function (GO): nucleoside diphosphate kinase activity
Source: RefSeq, a predicted model, not a curated record